Erinaceus europaeus (western European hedgehog) is the source of this 1299-nucleotide messenger RNA. It is a transcript of the gene DCK, whose product is annotated as deoxycytidine kinase. NCBI's taxonomy places the organism in Eukaryota, Metazoa, Chordata, Mammalia, Eulipotyphla, Erinaceidae. The coding region runs from base 269 to 1150 and encodes 293 amino acids. The record is from RefSeq and is a predicted model, not a curated record. Gene Ontology annotation, molecular function: ATP binding; deoxycytidine kinase activity. Gene Ontology annotation, biological process: nucleobase-containing compound metabolic process. The transcript has 7 exons. Gene Ontology annotation, cellular component: mitochondrion; cytoplasm.
CCCGCCCCGCCCGAAGUCCUGGGAGCCGCCUGAGAACUGCGGGUUGGCGGGCGCGCGGGCUGCGGGGCGGAGGAGGAGGGCGGGCUCCGUCUGCUGGGCGGGCGGCUGCGCCUCGGGCCCGCCCUCGGUUGCGUUUGCAGCCGCUCUGCGCGCCAAAAUCAAAGCUGCACAGCUGCGAGCCCCGGAGCCCGCUGCCGCCGAGCCCAGCUGCAGGUCCCGGCAGGUCCUCUCCCGCUGAAGGCGCCUCCGAGCCGCUACUCGACGAGGAAUGGCUUCCCCACCGAAGAGGAGCUGUCCGUCUCCUGCGACGAACUCCGAGGGGACCCGCAUCAAGAAAAUCUCCAUCGAAGGGAACAUAGGUAAGGGGCCCCUGGAAAAGGGGAGGCCGGUGCAGGAGUGGGGGGGGGGGGCGGCUUCCCGCCCAGCUCGGCUGUGUUGGGUACUGGCCAUUCAUGCAUAUGGCAAAUGCUUAAAAUUAAUACACAUUCAAAGCACCUUCCUCAAAAAAGACAGUGCCAGUAGAUACCUUAAUAAUGUGCCAAAAAAUAGCCAAGAGCUAAGCACAAUCUCAAAAGAACUGACAACAUCUCAGAAAAGUGGUGGGAAUGUUCUUCAGAUGAUGUAUGAGAAACCUGAACGAUGGUCUUUCACGUUCCAGUCAUAUGCCUGCCUCAGUCGAAUCCGAGCUCAGCUUGCCUCACUCAAUGGCAAACUGAAAGAAGCAGAGAAACCUGUGUUAUUUUUUGAACGAUCUGUGUAUAGUGACAGGUAUAUUUUUGCAUCUAAUUUGUUUGAAACUGAGUGCAUGAAUGAAACUGAAUGGACAAUUUAUCAAGACUGGCAUGAGUGGAUGAAUAACCAGUUUGGCCAAAGCCUUCAACUAGAUGGAAUCAUUUAUCUUCGAGCUACUCCAGAGAAAUGCUUGAAUAGGAUCUAUUUACGGGGAAGAAAUGAAGAACAAGGCAUUCCUCUUGAAUAUUUACAAAGACUUCACUAUAAGCAUGAAAGUUGGCUCCAGCAUAGAACACUGAAAACCAACUUUGAUUAUCUACAGGAAGUGCCUAUAUUAACACUGGAUGUUAAUGAAGAUUUUAAAGAUAAACAUGACAGUAUGGUUGAAAAGGUGAAAGACUUCUUGAGCACUUUGUGAUCUCCCUGAAGACCAUAAGCUACCAGAUGACUCCAGAUCCUUCACCUUUGUCUGUCAUCAUAAUUUCAGAUUUGUUCAGCCCAAGUUUUUAGCCAGUUUGUUCUAAGAUCCUUUUUGAGUUAAGUUUAUUUUCUGUCUUCUCCUCCUUA